AUGGCUGAGGCAACAAUAUCGAAUGAUGUUCAACAAAAUCUAUCAUCAAAUACUGUUUCAAAUGUAAAUGAAAUACCAUUAUUAACGACAACUGAUCAUGUACCAUUAGAUUCAGGUGAUAUUAAUGAACCACCAACAAAAAAAUGUAAAAAUAUAUCAACUGAUAAACCUCGUUUACUCGAGGAACGAAUUGGAUCAAUUUUAUCAUGCUGUAUUUGUUUGGAUCUUUCGACAUUAGCAAUGUUUCAAUGUGUCAAUGGACAUCUUAUGUGUGCUUCAUGUUUUAAUCAUUUAUUAGCUGAUUGUAAAUUAAAAGAUGAACAAACAACAUGUCCAAAUUGUCGUUGUGAAAUAUCCAAAACAAAUUGUACACGAAAUUUAGCAGUUGAAAAAACAAUAUCCGAAUUACCAAUACAAUGUCAUCAUUGUUUUCAAAUAUUUUUACGUUCCGAAAUUAAAUUACAUCAAUCAGAAAACUGUCCCGAUCGACCAACAAAUUGUGAUUAUUCAUUACUUGGAUGUACUUGGAAUGGAUCAUUUCAUAAAUUAGCAUCACAUUUAAUUGUAUGUGAAUAUCCAACUAAAACUGGUUUACAAUUAAUUAAUACAAUACGAGUACAAAAAAAAUCAUGUGAUGAAGAAAAAAAAUGUCUUGAAACAGUAGUUGAUCUUCUUUCACUUAAUCAAAUUGGCGUUAGUGAUCUUAUAUUAAAACCAUUUCGAACGGAUGAUUUUGUUGCUAAACUUUAUUUCGAAACAUCACGUUUUACUGCAUUACAAUAUCAAUGGCAAGUACGUGCUCGUAUUAAUGAUAAUACUCCACAUCCACAUACAACAGUUACACGAUCAUUAAGUUAUCAAUUAGUUCUUAAAUCUAAAAUAAGUCAAACAAUUGAUUUGAAAUUUUUUAUUCUCAAAGGACCACAUGGUGAUCCAUCGACAGUACAAAUUCAACCAAUUAUUUAUCAUUUUGAAUUUAAUCAAAAUAAUACAGAAACUGAAUAUCUUAAAUUACCGAUAAGUUCACAAGAAUGUAAUCGAAUAUUAUCAUCAUCAUCAAUUAGCUUUCGUUUACUUAUGGUACAACUGGAUAGACCUUGA
Molecule: messenger RNA, 1101 nt
Organism: Adineta steineri
Lineage: Eukaryota; Metazoa; Rotifera; Eurotatoria; Adinetida; Adinetidae
Source: the annotation of a GenBank genome assembly